Molecule: messenger RNA, 348 nt
Organism: Psylliodes chrysocephalus
Lineage: Eukaryota; Metazoa; Arthropoda; Insecta; Coleoptera; Chrysomelidae
Source: the annotation of a GenBank genome assembly
AUGAACGACGCGAGUAUGCAAACAAUACUUAAUAAAAUUGAAGAGGGAAACGAAGAACUUGAAAAUUGCAUUAGAGCCAGUGAAAUUCGACUACAACUACAAAUUGAAAGUCUAAACAAUAAAAUCAAAACUUUGGAAAACGAAAACAAAAAUCUAAAAAAUAAAGUUAAAAUAUUUGAAAGAGAUAAUAAAUUAAAUAAUAUUAUAAUCUUUGGGCUUAAUAAAACUCCAGCCGAAGUAAAUCCAAACCUAAUCACUGGUGAAAUUAUAAGAUUAUUACAAGUAGACAUAAUAGAACCCGAUAAUAAUUACAUUUACUGCCUUGGAAAGCAAAAAAUUGUCCAGUAA